AUGAUCUUUCUUACGGAUUAUUCGAUCUCAUACGAUAUUUCAACUUACUUCAGUUUGCUUUUCUUUCUUUCAUUCUUUUUUUCUUUCUUUCUUUCUUUCUUUCUUUCUUUUUCUAUUUUCUCUUUUUCUUUUCUUUCUUUCUUUUAUAUUUUCUCAUUCUUCCUCGUUUUUCUUCCUCUUUCUUUUUUUACUCAUUCUUUUUUCUUUCUUUCUUUUAUUUUUUCUUCGUUUUUCUUUUUUUUUUUUACUAUCUUUUCUUUCUUUCUUUUUAUUUUUUUCUUCUUCUCGUUUUUCUUUUCUUUUUUUUCAUUCUUUUUCUUUCUUUCUUUUUAUUUUCUCAUUCUUCCUCGUUUUUCUUUUUUCUUUUCUUUUCUUUUUCUUUUUCUUUCUUUUAUAUUUUCUCAUUCUUCCUCGUUUUUCUUCCUCUUUCUUUUUUACUCAUUCACUUUUUCUUUCUUUUCUUUUAUUUUUUUCUUUCUUUCUUUUCUUAUUUUUCUCAUUCUUUUUCUUUCUUUUUUUUUUCUCAUUCUUCCUCUUUCUUUCUUCUUUUCUUUCUUUUUUUCUUUCUUUCUUUCGCACUUUCUUCCUUGUUUUCCUUCCGCUUUCUUUUUCAGUCAUUCUUUCACUUUCCUGAUUUUCUUUCUUUUAUAUUUUUCUCUUCCCCCCCCCUCGUUUUUCUUCCUCUUUCUUGUUCACUUAUUAUUUCUCAUUCCUGACUUUCUUUCUUUCUUUCUUUCUUUCUUUCUUUCUUUCUUUCUUUCUUUCUUUUAUCCAUUUCAUUUUUCUUUCAUUUUUUUAUCCUUUUUCUCCUCACCUGCUAUCCUCUUCCGCCUCACCAACUAUCCUCAUCCGCCUCACCUGCCAUCCUCUUCCGCUUCACCUGCUAUCCUCUUCCCCCUCACCUGCUAUCCUCUUCCCCCUCACCUGCUAUCCUCUUCCGCCUCACCUGCUAUCCUCUGUCGUCUCACCUGCGAUCCUCUUCCGCCUCACCUGCUAUACUCAUCCGUUUCGCCUGCUAUCCGCUUCCACCUCCCUUCUAUCCUCUUCCGCCUCACCUGCUAUCCUCAUCCGUUUCGCCUGCUAUCCUCUUCCGCCUCACCUGCUAUCCUCAACCGUUUCGCCUGCUAUCCACUUCCACCUCCCUUCUAUCCUCUUCCGCCUCACCUGCUAUCCCCUGCCGUCUCACCUGCUAUCCUCUUCCGCCUCACCUGCCAUCCUCUUCCGCUUCACCUACCAUCCUCUUCUGUCUUAUCUGCUAUCCUCUUCCGCCUCACCUGCUAUCUUCUUCCGACAUUGUUCCGGUCAUCCAUUUUCUUAAUAAAUUUUGUCUUUCUUAUCUCUAAACUCAAACUCAUUCUUCUUCUAUCUCUUUUGUUACCCCUAAACCUCCGCCUUCCAUUUACUAUAUCUCCGUUCUGUUCAUAUCCAUCUAUUUAUCUUUCUUUCAAUCUUAUUCUGUUAAAACUCAUUUGUCUGUAUUUCUCUGUCUCAUUCUCUUUCUAUCUAUCUAUCUAUCUAUCUAUAUAUAUAUAUAUAUAUAUAUCCCAACCUGUUCAUAUCUAUCUAUCUAUCUAUCUAUCUAUCUAUCUAUCCCAACCUGUUCAUAUCUAUCUAUCUCUUUAUCUAUUCUUAUCUCUAUCUCAUCUAUCUGUGAUUUUCAUUAAUUAUCUAUCUAUCCGAAAGUCAGGGGCACCCAUUUAUUCAUAUCUAUCUAUCUAUCUAUCUGUCAUUUCAUUAAUUAUCUAUCUAUCGAUUUCAGUUUAUUCAUCUCGAUUUAUCUAUCUAUCUAUCUAUCUAUGUCAUUUCAUUAAUUAUCUAUCUAUCGAUUUCAGUUUAUUCAUCUCUAUCUAUCUAUCUAUCUAUCUAUCUAUCUAUCUAUCUAUCUGUCAUUUCAUUAAUUAUCUAUCUAUCGAUUUCAGUUUAUUCAUCUCUAUCUAUCGAUCUAUCUAUCUAUCUGUCAUUUCAUUAAUUAUCUAUCUAUCGAUUUCAGUUUAUUCAUCUCGAUUUAUCUAUCUAUCUAUCUAUCUAUCUAUCUAUGUCAUUAUCUUAUCUAUCUAUCUAUCCCAGUUCAGUUUACUCAUCUAUCUAUCUAUCUAUCUAUCCCAUCUAUUCUAUCUAUCUAUCUAUCUAUCUAUCUAUCUAUCCCAUCUAUCUAUUAUCCCAUCUAUUCUAUCUAUCUAUCUAUCUAUCCCUAUUCCUAUCUAUCUAUCUAUCUAUCUAUCUAUCUAUCUAUCUAUCUAUCUAUCUAUCUAUCUAUCCCAGUCAUUCCUAUCUAUCUAUCUAUCUAUCUAUUCACAUCCUCUCUCUGUCUGUAACUUUCAGCAUUGCGACCCUACCCAACGCCACAUCGCCCCCUCCCCACUACUCGCCCGAUGUUACGGUUCAAAAUUUCUCCUCGGAAGCUGCCGUUGCCGACAAGGCUUUCCCCAUUUCGAGAACCAUUUCGCGUUCUUGUCUUCUUUUACGACCCAAAGAUUUCUUAGAUUUCGCUUGGAAAAUAACUUCUUGAACCUCUCGCUGUUUUUUCCUCCCCGCCUCUCUCUCUCUCUCUCUCUCUCUCUCUCUCUCUCUCACACACACACACACACACACACACAAACUACUAUUUUUUCUUUAUUACCCUUCUUUUAUAUAUCAAACUAUCUCUGUCUGUUUCUAUCUAUCUAUCUAUCUAUCUAUCUAUCUAUCUAUCUAUCUCAGUCCUUUUCAUAUCUAUCUAUCUAUCUAUCUAUCUGUUUGGCUAUCUAUGAAGUUUUAAUACCGUUCUUAUAUCUAUCUAUCUAUCUAUCUAUCUAUCUAUCUAUCUAUGUGUUUGGCUAUCUAUCUCAGUUUGUACAUCUCUAUCAAAUAAUAAAUACAUAG
Molecule: messenger RNA, 2862 nt
Organism: Acanthosepion pharaonis
Lineage: Eukaryota; Metazoa; Mollusca; Cephalopoda; Sepiida; Sepiidae
Source: the annotation of a GenBank genome assembly